AUGUGCUAUGAAAAGCACGCAAGAACACAAGUUUCGGCAGACAAUCGCCCGAUCUCCCUCUCUCUCGUUCUCCCUUUGCCUUCCCUUUCCACAACAACGCAUGCAGGACCCGCCGGGGUAAUGUAUGCCGGCAUGGUGUAUGUUUGUGGGGGGGCCCGAAAGGAAAGGUGCCCACGGAGAGAAACAGAGACAGAAACAAGCCGGUUGUCUGUGCGCUUCUCUGGGCCGGUCGUUUUCUCCUCUCUCCAGCAACGCAUUCGGCGAAACAUGAAUAUUUUCACCGGCCGGGGCGCUGUGGUCCGCCAGCUUCUCCACACUUCGCCUUUCGUGUGUGGGCGCGUACCUUCUUCCCCACGCGGUUGCAGCCCAGGCGGUUUCGUUCUUCCGGUCCUCUCUCGGAUAAUAAGCGUGGCAACUGGUUUCUCCAGGUUUCCGCCCAGUGGCACCCAGUGGCGCCCAGUGGCGCCCAGUGGCACGCAGUUGCACUCUGCCGGCUGA
Messenger RNA from Maudiozyma saulgeensis, 498 nucleotides. NCBI's taxonomy places the organism in Eukaryota, Fungi, Ascomycota, Saccharomycetes, Saccharomycetales, Saccharomycetaceae. The record is from the annotation of a GenBank genome assembly.